This is a messenger RNA of Huiozyma naganishii CBS 8797, 609 nucleotides long. It is a transcript of the gene LGE1, whose product is annotated as Lge1p. The record is from RefSeq and is a predicted model, not a curated record. The transcript has a single exon. Lineage: Eukaryota; Fungi; Ascomycota; Saccharomycetes; Saccharomycetales; Saccharomycetaceae. Bases 1 to 609 code for a protein of 202 amino acids.
AUGUCUGAAGAACACAACCGUCCGUAUAACACACGCCCACAACAACACCCGGACCGUAGCAGGUACCAGAACACUCGCGACACGACCCACGGGUACCAAGGCAGACGCGGUGGGUACCACCACCACCACAAUAACAACAACGGUGCUGGGUACUACCACGACCAGCGGUACCCUCCACCAUCGUACCACUACCGUAACGACUACUACUACGACUCGCAGAGACCGGCGUACCGUGGUGGAGGGUACCACCAGCAACACUACAGCAAUCGAUACCAAUACAGGAACAACGACACUUACUACAGUGAGCCACAACAGCCACAAGAAAAUUACACUGAGCGAGUUGACCGCGCAGCGGUCAACUCACCACCGGAGGUAAACCCGACCCAGUACACCCUCCAGCCUGUGUUCGAACUAACAAGACUCUCCGAACUUGACGGCACAUCAGACAUCCCACCACUAAACGAUGAGAUCGACACCCAGCUACAACAACUCAAGCUAAGAAUCACAACUACAGAGCACGAGCUGUUGCAACUGACCGCGCAGUGCGCACGUGACGCGCUCAACGUCUCGCAGACGCAGGAAAAGCUGAACGCCUUGCUUCUCAGCUGA